Messenger RNA from Amoebophrya sp. A25, 2100 nucleotides. The record is from the annotation of a GenBank genome assembly. NCBI's taxonomy places the organism in Eukaryota, Dinophyceae, Syndiniales, Amoebophryaceae.
AUGAUGCAGAUGCAUUAUGCUCACGCACAAAAUCCUGGAAGGCGAAGCAGAUACAAUUUGUGGCAAGACGUCCUAGGUGUUUAAGGUCGUUUCCGGAUCGAGGGCCCUCUGUGUCGCUUUUGCAAACGAAAAAGAACUUGUCGAGAUGAAAAAACAAGCAAAACACAGCAGAUGUAUUUCAAGUUGAGAGCGUUGAUUCCAGGUUAGUACUCAGCGUCGUGCAGGUGCAGCAAUCUGACGCCCUCGAAUUGCGAAAAUCUUCGCAAUCCGCUUUCACCUCUACUCUCAGAUCACGACUAGGUAGCGCGGAUUAUUGUUCAUCUUAUUAAGUAAUUGUGCAUUCAUCUUUCUUGCUGUGGUCUAUUUUCUUGCCAGAAGUCCUAGUAGUGCUUGUUCGUACUUUGUUUUAGUACAACAUAGACGUUGUUUGCUUCUCUCGUUUAUACAGCAUAGUCUAUUUUCACUUUGUGGUCUAUGUAUUAGUUUGCUUCAUCUAACUCUAUCAAUACCAAUGAAUAGUCAAAGAAACAUCUGAAUUUCUGUGUCGUGGACUUGGUGAAUUCAUGAAAACGCUAAUGUGCUCACAAAGAAUGAAGCCGGCUUGUUCCGUCUGACGACGAGUGUAUGCACAGGGCGAACCACACAAAGCACUACCCUGACAAUUGCGAAUUGCAGUACAUAACGCGACCACGAACGUUUGAAAGAGGAGCUGAGUUUUGCGUUUUUCUAUACUCGCAUUAUUCCCCCUCCUCUUCUUGCAAUUUUUGGUAUCCCUUUGAAAUAAUUGUGUAGUUCCACAACGCGGGUCCGGGUUCGAAUGUGCAAGUAGAAAUUCCAGUCCUCCUGAAGGAGAAUGUCAUUACCGGAGGUUCGUGUGAAGCCGUCGCUGGAGUAUACGGCGGAAGUCGUCGUUCUCAUUACGACUUUGGGAACGAAGCGGACGGAAUUUAACGCGGGGCAGAGAGCACGAGAUUUGUUGUUAAGUCUAUACUAGUAGAUAAUGCAUCUUUUUUUAGUGCAUCCUUGAAAAGUAUGCCUGAUUAUUAUCGUGCUUUACUCUUCAAGGAUGUAGCUGAAAGAUGAACAACCACGGAGCGCGCUAAUGUUGGAGAUCAAACGUGCUCACCACAAGAUCAUCGACUUCAAUCGUGAUGCGCGAGCGCAAACAACAGCCGUGCAGGGCAAGGCAAUCGCUCAGCUCUCCAACGAAGGAAGUAAAUACCGUAGGCUGCACACAGACGAAGACGACGACUUGAUUCUACCACAAAUAUUUUAUGACAAUGACUUGUAGUUGUUACAAGAUCAACAUCAGGAUUUGGAUUGCAUUCGCACCACUAGCAGAUGAUAGGACGUGGCCAAACAUCGAUCACAAGAAUUUGUCGUUGUUUUUCUCACCUUUGGAGGACCGACGUGCGAAAAGUGCUUUUAUUUGCUUUUUUAUAUCUGGGACUGGAGUGUAAUUCUUAUCAAAAUCAGUACGAGGUCAUUAAUUUUAAUUUCAUGCAUGCAUCGUUCGAUCAUACUUUUACAUGAUCAACACCACCUUUCUCGUUCAUUUUUGCGUGGACGGCUUGUACAUCGGCGAUGCGGACGAGUUGCAAGGACUUGAAGAUGACGGACUGCUGGACGACCUUCUCAGGAGAAAAAAGUGUCCGAGCAGAAAAGGAAAGGGAGGCUACUGCGGUGAGGAGCGCAGUGAGAGCGACAAGUCGUGCACCAAGUGUGGUGAAAGUUUCAAAGAGCUUCUUUCGGGGUACUUUACAGUAGGUCAAAAGAUUCGCGAGUGCGAGGAAUACGAUCGAUUCCUCGUCUGAGUUGUUAGUAAUCUUCAUAAUGGUAAUUAGACAAGUGGUCAAUAUCCAUUGACAGCCUUAUCGAGGAGUGCAGAAAACCGGAAGGAUUGACUGUGCGGAUGUUAAUCAUCAUCGUGACAUUUAAGGAUGAGGAGGUCCGUCAGUAUUCUUUGUACUACGUUUGCGUUUCUAUGCAGUCAUGACUGUACAACACGCUGGUCAAGGUUCGCUUUCUCCAUCAUGACAAAGCACCAGGAGCUCAACCUGGUACUCGUUGAAGAUAAACGACCUCGGUGGAAUGCGGAGC